UACCCGCUGGGUGUGAAUCAGUGGCGCAGGAUGUCACAGCGGAGACUGUCCCGGAUCAGGCAUCAGCGAGGCAGCCUGCAUCGGGGUCCUCGGAGUCGGUGCUGUGCGUGUGACGCAGUCAGAGUGCGCGGACAGUGUGUACUGGUCGCACACUGAGCAUGUAAUGUAUUUGGCUGAGGGACAGGGCAGGUCACGUGUUACGGGAGCCCGGACUCGGAGACUGCAAUCCGGAAGCGGCCGUUGGAUCCAUAGCUCGGUACUCGGCAGCCAGGCACUGUCAGGACUCAGGAGUCGCAGCAGAGCACCGAGCAGGAGCGGGACUGGAGAUCCUCCUAUUAGCUGGCGGGAGGGGGCUGCGGGCUCCGGGGUGACACAGAGAUCGGUGACAGAUCACACACAGGAUGUCUACGGAGGCUCCCAGCAGUUUACUCUUCAACGUUACCUCCUUACCCGUCACUGCCUUCCCGACUUCAUCUAUGCUCCCGACGUCUGCCGCUGGCAAUGCCACCAACAUCUCCGUGCCACACUUCUGCCUGGUUAUCCUGUACGAAGACAUCGGGAGUUCCAAGUACGGAUCUCGCUCCCUGCUUAUGGGGUGAGAUAUUGGGAUCUCCUGCUCCUAAUUCCCAAUGUCCUUUUCUUUGCAUUCCUCCUCUGGAAGCUGCCGUCGGCCAGAGCUAAAAUCAGAGUCACGUCAAGUCCCAUUUUCACCACGUUCUACAUCCUGGUCUUUGUGGUGGCCCUUGUGGGGAUCACUCGAGCUGUUGUGUCGAUGACAGUGAGUUCUUCCAGUGUCGCUACUGUCACAGACAAGGUUCUGUGGGAAAUCACCAGGUUCUUCCUGCUCGCCAUAGAACUUAGCGUCAUCAUCUUGGGGCUGGCGUUUGGUCAUCUUGAAAGUAAAUCCAGUGUGAAGAGGGUCCUGGCGAUCACGGCAGUGCUGUCACUCGGCUAUUCUGUGACGCAGGGCACUUUGGAAAUCCUGUACCCCGACUCCCACCUCUCGGCAGAGGACUUUAACAUUUACGGACACGGUGGCCGACACUUCUGGCUCGCCAGCUCCUGCUUUUUCUUCCUGGUGUAUACAUUUGUGUCUAUACUACCCAAAACCCCACUGAGAGACCGCAUCUCGCUACCAUCUAGGAAGAGUUUCUACAUCUACGCUAUAAUCCUGGCUGUACUGAACAUGGUGCAGCUCAUUGGAAGUGCCCUGCUGUGUGCGGAUAUCAGUAAAGGGCUGUGCAUGGUCGAUAUGACAACAUUUUUGUACUUCAGCCUGUUCGCUCCACUGAUGUAUGUGGCAUUCCUGAAAAGCUUCUUCGGGUCUGAGCCCAAGAUCCUCUUCUCCUACAAAUCCCAAGUGGAUGAGCCGGAAGAUACAGACGUGCACCUCCCGCAUUCUUACGCCGUUGCCAGAAAAGAGGGUGUAGACACGGAAAUCUACUCCAACACCCAGAUCGACACCACGGCGUACCUAGAUGACGUUGCCUCAAUGCCGCACAUUGGGAGCAUCAAUAGCAUUGACAGUGAUCGAUGGAAAGCUAUAAACGCCUGAGUGUCGACAACUCAGUAGAGUCACAUAAGGCCGCGUGUCGGCUCAGGUCCGCUGAACUUUCUGUCUUUAGUUUCCCAAAUCUUGGUCUAAGAAAGACGUGGAUGUUCCUCAAAGUGCUACAGAAAAUCUUCAUUAGUAUUCUUUCUUUGAACAAAGCUCUUGUGUAGAAACUCGAGAGGAAAUAAGACCGACAACACCAGAGGUCUUCUACAAUGCUGCUAAGCCCUUGCACUUCUUAAUUGGGUUUAUGGGCUGGCAGCUCAUGUCUUGUUCUACCAGAAUGCCCUGUAUGGCAGAAGGCCCACAUGGGGGGGAUCUGUUAUUGAUGGGUGCUCUGCUCUGAUUAGCUGGCUAACUGGAGCCUUGCAUGUACCCUGUGUCCUUACUGUCCCUGGCCGCACCUGGGUUUCAUGUAUAACAGCAUCAGUAUUCACAUGGCUGCUAAAUGCUUUCUGCCAAGAGAACAUUGUCAGGUUCCCCCGGCAGGGAAGGGGACUCCCCGUACCCGGCUCUAUCCAGUACAACUCAGAUUGACCUGUGAAUCCGCUCUGUAGGAAUGAAUAUCCUGACAUCACAGCUGAAAUCAGUCACCAGUGAGAAUGCAGAUUAAAAUACACAGAUUCUGAACACCUUGCAAACCUAAAUAAUUGAUCACACGGAGCUCUUGUUAAAUAUUUAAAUGUGUAACACUCCUCGACUGGUCAGAAAAGAGAGAGCAAUUCCUGUGAACACCCGGAACUUUACUAUCUGGUUAUGUCAUCUGUUUACAGGAACGUCACUGUAGCAACGCCGGAUCGUGCGUCAUCGCCAGUUUGCAGAUUGAACUAACAUUCACAAGAUUGCAACCUGUCGACUAAGAACUAGUGACAUCACCGGCGUAUGAGUCACACGGUGCUGCGGCGAUGUCACAAGAUCCUAAUGAAUCCAUAGGCUGAGAAUUGGCCACACCCACUAUAUCGCUGUCGACUUAAUGUUCGGUGGGUACGCUGUCUUAGAAAAGAUGGAAAGCCCCAGCCACGCUGCAGUAUUUAUUAUGAUUGGCUGGUGGUCUCGUUGAAGGGUAGAACAUGGGCACAGAAGGCACUUAAGGAAUAGCUAGUACUGUUAUCUGUAUACAUCCUACACUGUGGUGCCCCCUUCAGGGUACGCCACGCUGUUGCACGCCUCGACCAGUGAUAAACAUCCCAUACUGGAGAAAACUAUAGCUGUGCUAGAACUCCGCAUAUCCGUAUCCACUCAACAAACCGCCUCGUGGGCGUAAAUUACAUUUCUUCUGUAUAUUAAGUAGAAAAUUAUUUUGACUUAAAGAAGUAGCAAUACUGCCGAAUCACUUAUUUUAUUAUUUAAUUGGUAUAGUAAUGUCCUUAUUUUAUGCUUUUUCUUGAUUGCAAUCUUGCGACGUGUUUUGAAGUCUCCAUCUGUGUAUCACAGAUUGUACGAUUGCUGGGAUCUGUCACAAAGAUGCCCAACUAGAGGGUAAGAUGAGCCCCUAGAGUUUAUUUCUGUGUGCGCGGCCCGCGGCUUUCCAUAGUUCCCGCACGCACAGCCCUUUCCCUUUAAAUCAUCAUCAUCAUUAUUAUUAUUUUUUUUAAUGGGGUCCAGUAUUGAAUAUCCCGCGAUAUUAUGAUGUUGUUCAGAAAUCUUUGCCGUCACGGAUUUGGUAAAAGUUCUACCAAGUCUCGGUUAUCUGAGGCCUUUGUGACUGUCCAUUCCUUUUCUAAGUAACUGGUGUAAUGGAGAGGGAAGGAGACUACAGUAUGGGGGACACUGGCACAGGGGAGCUGACAUUGGGGUAUAUUUUUUUGGGUUCAGUAUCACAAGCUACAGUUCCUGCCCUGGAAGGUAUAGUCUUGCAAUUCUGUGUGUGCUUUAGGAUUUAUUGCAAACUCCCUUUUCCUGACUGCUUAUAUCAGGCAUGUCCAGACUGCGGCCCUCCAGCUGUUGAGAGACUACACAUCCCAGCAUGCCCUGACACAGCUUUAGCAUUCUCUG
This is a messenger RNA of Pseudophryne corroboree (corroboree frog), 3547 nucleotides long. It is a transcript of the gene TPRA1, whose product is annotated as transmembrane protein adipocyte associated 1. Gene Ontology annotation, cellular component: plasma membrane. The record is from RefSeq and is a predicted model, not a curated record. The transcript is spliced from 11 exons. Gene Ontology annotation, biological process: G protein-coupled receptor signaling pathway. Lineage: Eukaryota; Metazoa; Chordata; Amphibia; Anura; Myobatrachidae. Gene Ontology annotation, molecular function: G protein-coupled receptor activity. The coding region runs from base 164 to 1555 and encodes 463 amino acids.